Molecule: messenger RNA, 985 nt
Organism: Candidula unifasciata
Lineage: Eukaryota; Metazoa; Mollusca; Gastropoda; Stylommatophora; Geomitridae
Source: the annotation of a GenBank genome assembly
AUGUCGCCGGGCCAGGUUUGUUUCUCCUCUUUGUGUUUGCUUGUUACACUCUUCAUCUCUUGCUUGUGGAAAGGAGUGGGGAACUCUGUUAAGAAAGACUCUCAGGACAGUUUAACUAGUGGUGGAAGCCGCCAGCAGCCUGAGCAACAGUUUACACAACCACAGCUGCAACAAGAACAUCCUCAUCAUCAACAAGAACAUCCUCAUCAUCAUGAACAGCAGCAACAAGAACAUCCUCAUCAUCAUGUGAAACAGCAGAGUCAUGUUGAGUUUCAAGAUCAAGUCUACGAGGAAGCAGCAGAUCAUGGACAACAUUUCCACAUUGAUGACAAGAACAGACAGGGGCAGCAGCAGCAGCAGUCCCAGCAACAGCAGUCUCAGCAGCAGCAAUCCCAGCAACAGCAGUCCCAGCAACAGCAGUCCCAGCAACAGCAGUUCCAGCAGGAGAACAGACACAAUGCUUUGCAUCAGCAGCCACAAUCACAACUACCACUGGGACAGACAGACCAGGAUAAGGCAAGAGCAAACGAGGAGGAGGAGGUGUUGGUAUCCCACACAGAGAAUGAGCUCCACCAGCCCACCCUGGGGUCAGAUCAUUCUGACAACUCAGAUUCUGGGGAUGCUUCUGAUGAUAAAUUAAGUAGUGAUGAUGAUGGCAGACUGGAGGCACCACAUGCAGACCAGUUGCCGUUGGGUACGGCAUCACUGCCUGACCAGCACCAGCAGGCCCAGGGUCAGCAGAUUCAGGCUCAGGCCCAGUUUCAGCAGCCUGAAGAUCCACUUUCACAGCAGCGAGCUGACAAUCCAUCACCCCACCAGCAGCUGCAGCAGCCUCCCCCUGGGGUUAUCGUGGACGAUCCACAUGUGGGUGAUGCUGACGACAAAGGUCAAGAUGAAAGUUUAUCUGAUGCUGCCAAAAGUGGAAGCUCAUUUGAAUACAGGCCAGAAGAAGCUGAAUACAUUCCCACAGAAGCUGAGAUUGAAG